ACCAGACUGCAGCACUACCCAACCUAACAGGCAUUGUGUUGAGUUUGGACCACUGUGCUACAAGGAAUCUUGUUUCACUUCACCUCCCUUUGGAUUUUUUGUCACUUUAUUUAUUCUCUGCUGGAUACAGAGAACCUGGAUUUUUAUGUACCAGUGUCAACACGUCCAAAUUUGGAGAAAACUUGACAAAGCUGAGACAGUCCCCCUGGCAUGCUGGAACGACCAAAGGUUUUCUGUCAGGAGCAUAUCUUUAGGAGUUCCUUCUGUCUUUGUGUUGCUGCUUUACUUUUUCCUUGGAGCCUGUGGCUUCCGUCCCAGGAUUGGUCAGAGAGCAGCCCAUCAGCAGCAGUGACAGUGGGGUCGUCCAGGGUCAGAGGUCCGGGGUCAGAGGCUGGAUGUAUAAGACGGCUUCAUGGGCCUGAAGGACCAUCUGGAGGAUGGAACAGGCCACAACCUCAACCUGGGUCUGGAUUUGGACUACCUCCAUGUGGAAGGCACCGACCGCCAGGCCAGCUUGAGUGCCACAGCCGGCACCCACUCAGGAGCCUUGGAGGGGGAAGAGGCGGAGGUGGGAGGCACCCAUAGCAGUGUCAGUAGUAGCAGCAUCAGCAGUAGUAGUAGUAGUAGUAGUAGUAGUAGUAGUAACUCCUCUGAAGAAAGUACUGCGUCAGACAGCGAAGAUGAGCGGGGGGUCCACCAUGGCUUUGGUUCUGAAGCUGAGACCCCCCACCCGCACCCCUGUCACCCUGCUGGCCUGGGCCCGGCACAGAUCCCCCCCACUAGGGACCCCAAACUCCCCACCGACCCCCUCACAGAGUACCGCUCCAAGAUGGAGUUUGCCCUGAAGCUGGGCUACUCUGAGGAGCUGGUUCUGCUGGUGCUGAGGAAGUUAGGGCCUGACGCCCUCAUCAACGACAUACUGGGAGAACUGGUCAAACUGGGCACCAGGACAGAGACAGAGCAGGCUGGGGAGUCUGCCGCCUCCCAGUCGCCCUCUUCUUCCUCCUUAUCCUCCUCCUCUCUGGACUCCUGCAGGCUGGACUGCUCCUCCCAGCUUCUGUUGGAUGACAAGGAGAACAUCAGGCCUGUGGUGGUGGAUGGGAGUAAUGUAGCCAUGAGUCAUGGUAAUAAGGAAGUGUUCUCCUGUCACGGCAUCCAGCUGGCUGUUGAUUGGUUCCUGGAACGUGGUCACCGUGACAUCACUGUGUUUGUGCCCGCCUGGAGAAAGGAACAGUCCAGACCGGACGCCCUCAUCACAGACCAGGAGAUAUUGAGGCGUCUGGAGAAAGACAAGAUCCUGGUGUUCACUCCGUCUCGUCGGGUCCAGGGCCGCCGUGUGGUCUGCUAUGACGACCGCUUCAUCGUCAAGCUGGCCUACGAGUCCGACGGCAUCAUCGUCUCUAAUGACAACUACCGGGACCUGGCCAAUGAGAAGCCAGAGUGGAAGAAGUUCAUUGACGAGCGGCUGCUCAUGUACUCAUUCGUCAAUGACAAGUUCAUGCCUCCUGAUGAUCCUCUGGGUCGCCAUGGUCCCAGUCUGGAGAACUUCCUGAGGAAGAGACCAGUGAUCCCAGAACACAGGAAGCAGCCCUGCCCCUAUGGGAAGAAGUGUACUUACGGCCACAAGUGUAAGUUCUACCACCCUGAGAGAGGCAGUCAGCCCCAGCGCUCUGUGGCCGACGAGCUGCGUGCCAGUGCUAAGAACUCCUCUUCCUCCUCCACAUCUUCCUCCAAGAGCCUGGGCAAGGCUCUGCUGGUGAAGAGCCACAGCAUGUCCAGUCGCUCCAGUGCAGAUGGGCUCCCAGACCCCCACCUAGCCGCCCCAAAGAGGCGGUCGGACCCCGGCCUGUGCACGCCCUCCUACAACAACCUCCUGGAGGAGCGGCUGGGCGGGAGGACCAAAGCAGAGGCCCGCAGAGGGAGUAGCAGCAGUAGUAGCAGCAGCUGUAGCAGCAGCCUCCUGGUCCCUGCCCCUGGGGGUCCUCCUUCCAGCCAAGGCUUCUCUCUGCAGGAUUGGAGGGACCACAACGCAGGGAGAAACGGCUCCUGCAGAGCUCCAAGUCUGUUGGGGCUUGGUCAUUCUGAGUCGUAUCCCAGCUGUGAGUCCCCAGAGCUGGGCUGCAACUCCCUGAUGAGGGCCUACUCCAGCCUGAGCCUGGUAGUGCCACGGAGCCCCGAGCGGCUGUUCCCGGCUGACCUACGGACGGGCUUGCUGGCAUCUGACUGCAGCAGCGAGGGCAGCAUUAGCUCUGACUCCUUCUCCCCUGACCCCCUGCUGGAGGAUGGCAUCAAAUGCCACCACCCCCAUCACCACCACAAUCACUGCCCCAGCCGCUACCCACACCACCCCAACCACCCGCCGCCUGGUCUGACCCAGCACCCACAUGGAGGCUCCCACCAUAGCUACCCCCUAGCUCAGAGCAUUGAGAGUCCACAGGGCUUCAGCUUGGAGGAUCCUCCCUCCUCCUUCCACUACUUCAAGGCCCAUCUCACCUACCUUCCUCCCCAUCUUCAGCACCCGUCUGUGGGGAGCAGCUCUGGCUGUUCUGAGGACUAUCCUCCCCAACCUCCACCCCAGAACUCCAGCCCCCACUCCCACUCUCACAGCUCAACUCUGGGGCAUAACCUGGGGGGCUCCACCUGGCAGGACAACAACAGCCUCCAGGACUCCCGGCUCUACGAGCGCUCCCCUGUCCACCCCAGAAGGACCUACCCUUGGCCGGGACAGGAGCAGUGGCUGGCCAGCUGGGACCCCCACUACCAGCAGCCCCCCCAGCCCUGCUACGAGCCCUUCACCUUCCAGUCCCAGCCUGAGGGCCACGAACAACCCUGGCACUCGCCCUGGCCCAGGGGGACACACUUGCCCCAUCCUCAACCCCCUUCCUCCUCCCAUCCUCCACCCCAACCCUCCAUGGCCCCCCAGCACCAGGGGGGAAGAUACCAGGACGUGAGGGAUAAGGUGUUUGUCAACCUGUGUAACAUCUUUCCCCAAGAGCUGGUGAAGGUGGUGAUGGGGAGGAACCCCCAUGUGAUGGACGCCCAGCAGCUGGCUGCAGCCAUCCUGGCUGAGAAGUCCCAGGCUUGCUACUGAGUACUGACACUACUGUAGUAGAGGAAAGAAGUGGUGUGCCCAACUCUAUAGUCUUCCCAAAACGUCUACGAUGCAGGGGGAGAUGUUUGGUCCUCUGUAGCUCAGCUGGUAGAGCACGGCGCUUGUAACGCCAAGGUAGUGGGUUCGAU
This is a messenger RNA of Coregonus clupeaformis (lake whitefish), 3240 nucleotides long. Its product is annotated as probable ribonuclease ZC3H12C. Bases 413 to 3091 code for a protein of 892 amino acids. Lineage: Eukaryota; Metazoa; Chordata; Actinopteri; Salmoniformes; Salmonidae. Gene Ontology annotation, cellular component: cytoplasmic ribonucleoprotein granule; nucleus. The record is from RefSeq and is a predicted model, not a curated record. The transcript is spliced from 6 exons. Gene Ontology annotation, molecular function: metal ion binding; RNA endonuclease activity; mRNA binding.